AUGACAUCCCGACUAGUCUUAAAUUCAUUGGCGGAGAAGGUCCUCCAAUGCCACUGCACUGUCAUUCUUAUGGUAGCAAUGCGCCUAUGGCGCGGAUCUGUCGGACUCUGAUGGAUGAAGGUGUUUAGAGUACUGUGUCUUCAUCAUGGCAGGUUAAAUGGGAGAUUAAAGGGUUCGCGUCCAUACCAUCAAUAGAUCUUUGAUUGUUUAGGAUAUUAUUACGAGUUUUCGAACAAUUAAUUGUGAUAAUUACGGUCUGAUUUUACCUGUAUCAUUUGUGUGAUUUAGAGGCGGCUUCGCUUUGUGAUCGUUCUGCAAUUUGAAACCUCGGUCUUUCCACUGGAUAUUCCAUUCUGUCCAUUUGACUGCUCUUGCGUGACGACUGUAUAUGAAUUCGAGAAAACAUAGCAAAAAGACCUGCAAUACAUUUCCGACUCCAAAACAGGAGAGAGUUCUCAAAUACGCGUUCAGGAAUCUCCAUUCGCAUUUCCUAAUUCUGUUUACAUGUGCACCGAAAACUAAUCAAUAUGAAACUGUGGAUGCUGAUUUCUUGUGAAGCAGGUAACUUAGAAACUUGGUUUAUAACCAGACGUAAAAACACCGAUGAUCUGCUUCGAAUGAAUGUAUGCCAUUGCUCUGCUGUCAAUCAAUAAACGAUUUAAUUGACUGUUCCCAGGUAGAGUUUCAAGUGAUCUUCUCGUCCGCAUAUGGCAAUGAAAUGUGGAGCUAUCUCUUCAGAAACCUGCAAUGAUAGUCGAUAGGUUAUAUGUUUGGUCCUUCCACGUCUACAAUUGCUUGAUCAUCAGUCUAAGAGAGUUAUAAAGGACAAGAACGUUGUGGGUAAUUUUUCGCUCCAUUUAAUUUUUUUAAUCUGUUGGGGAUUUAAUUUUGCGGAUGUAUCAAUGCAAACCUAGUUAAUUGACAUGCAUCCCUAGUAAGAGUAGUAUUUCACUCCCUAUGCCCAAAUUAUUUCGUCUUUCAAGUUCUAUCUUAGGAUUUUCAUCGUAUAUCAUUAUUGA
This is a messenger RNA of Spirodela intermedia, 1019 nucleotides long. The record is from the annotation of a GenBank genome assembly. Lineage: Eukaryota; Viridiplantae; Streptophyta; Magnoliopsida; Alismatales; Araceae.